This is a messenger RNA of Capronia epimyces CBS 606.96, 921 nucleotides long. RefSeq lists its product as uncharacterized. The transcript has 2 exons. Bases 1 to 921 code for a protein of 306 amino acids. The record is from RefSeq and is a predicted model, not a curated record. Lineage: Eukaryota; Fungi; Ascomycota; Eurotiomycetes; Chaetothyriales; Herpotrichiellaceae.
AUGCCUAAUAGAGGUCCUACCUUGAUCAACCUCCCUCCUCCUCCCGCAGAUCCGACCACUCCUAGCGAGAUGGGCCCCGGCACCCCUAAUUCUACGACCACCUCGCUCUCGGCAUUGUCGGUAGUCGCAAUCAAGGAUGGCGCAGUUGGUCACGGUGGAAGAGGUGCCGCGGCCUCCGCAAAUACACUUGAGGCUGAACGUGCCGACCGUAUAUCGCGCCUCGCGGGCCUCGAGCGAGUGGCCACAACUCGGCCGACGCCUCUGGGGCACCUCGCGGCCGGAUCCGGUGCGGCGUACGGUCCCGGUAUUGACAAUGUGCCCCAGUUCAGGGAGAGAAGCACUGUCGGCAGCGCAAGUGCAACAGGAAGUGUGGGCGGCAGAACAACAUGGGCGAGUGGGAGCAUCGACUACGACGUCGAUAAGAUGAGCGAAGAUCAAGACGAUGGAGUCUCCAGCGCAGGUGGCUUCAGUGAUGAGGAUAAAGCUAGCCUGGUUGGAUUUGGUGAAGGAGCAGGUAGCACAGUCAGUGGUCCUGUGUCCACGCCUUACAAUACCAGAGCUUCUGUCUCCCGACAAAGCACAAACGUCAAUGCGCCUUUGACCCCACGAACAGGCAUGAUCCCGGGUUUAGCAUCGGGUCAAAGCACACCUAUGAGUGGAAUCAUACCCAGUGCCGGUGCUGGCAGCACAGAUCCGAAGAUGAUGGACGGGAUGAGUUACGACCAGAACUUCGUUGAUACGACGAUGCAGCCUGCUCCUUUGGUUGAUCAUCUUCCUCCGGGAAGCCGGCUCUCAGGCUUUGGUACUGAAAUGGCAGAAGGAAUCUUGCGCGAUAGAUUGAAUGAUGUCGGCCAGCCUCAACAUCCAAUAGGGACGGCCGAAGGCCAGACACUGGGCAAGUUUCCGUUUGAGAAGGAAUAA